Messenger RNA from Cladocopium goreaui, 722 nucleotides. The record is from the annotation of a GenBank genome assembly. NCBI's taxonomy places the organism in Eukaryota, Dinophyceae, Suessiales, Symbiodiniaceae.
UGUGACGCCACUGCUCCGCCACGGUGACCCCUUUUCCACGUGGCCAUGGGGCAAUCGAUGAUUCACUCUGCUCCGGCCAGCUCGCUGCCAGGUUCCAGCCUAAGUAGUGGGGAAAUUCCUUCGGUGCAACCCGGAUUGAAAGUGGAGGAUGACCACUUCCUCCGCGGCAUUCUCUUCGUUGAGAAGGCCAUCUUCGCCUGUCCACUGCCUGGCAAGGCAUGGAUCGAGCUCGGCCGCUGGAACCCGGUGUCCUUGCUGCUGCUGGUGCCGGCCUGGUCCUACCAAGUGUCUGGACCGGCAGAUCACUGGUGGUUCGUCGCCAGGAGUGCCAACAACAUGUACUUUUACGCAGCACAGUUCUGUAUGGAUGAGACUGGCAAGAAUCAUGUAACAGGCUCCGUCUAUUUGGGACUCCCGGGUGCUGUGGCCAGCGGACUUCAAUAUCCAGAGGCGCAGUGUUGGCUUGCGAGAGAGUGGGCACCCUGCCGACAGCCGCGGGCCAAGCGCGAUUUGGACAGGCUGCUGAUGAAGAAUCCCUCAGCACAGCUGCCCUACAGUUGGAUGGACAACAACUGUCAACACUUCGCGGUGAACCUCUACGAAGGUGAUCAUGAACACAUUGUUUGAUGAGCCCGCCCAAAGGGCGGGCCGGCCUGGCGCAGCGAUGAGAAGUUUGGAAAGAACGCCGAAUUUGAGUGGUGGAGCACUCGUUUAAAAGGCAC